Molecule: messenger RNA, 205 nt
Organism: Durusdinium trenchii
Lineage: Eukaryota; Dinophyceae; Suessiales; Symbiodiniaceae
Source: the annotation of a GenBank genome assembly
GGUCAGGAUUGUUAAGAAGAGCAAGGGCAGUCAAGGUCAAAGCGCCAGAAUUCAACAAGAGGACUCCCAUGCUGCUGAGGAUCUCCGAGAGUGCUUGUGCGGAGAAUCAGCGAAUGAGGAGGAGGCCGAGACUGCGUCCCUUCAACGCAGAGUGGAUGCUCUGCUCCGGCAACUGCAAAGCGACUCAACGCCAGAGGUUGCGGAG